GUCGCCCGGUUCUCGGGUGUGUGUCUGAGUCUGUGUCUGGAAGCGGCGCGCGGCCCGCGGCCCGGGACAGGCGCUGGGGAUUCCCAUCUGAAGCGUCACCUGUAUCACUACCAUCUCCCACGGAGCCACUACGAGAGGGGAGCAGACCCGGCCCUUCGCCGGGCAGAGAAGAUGUUGCCUCUGUCCAUCAAGGACGAUGAAUACAAACCACCCAAGUUCAAUCUGUUCCGCAAGAUCUCAGGCUGGUUUAGGUCUAUCCUGUCGGACAAGACGUCUCGGAACCUGUUUUUCUUCCUGUGCCUGAACCUCUCUUUCGCUUUUGUUGAACUACUCUACGGCAUCUGGAGCAACUGCUUAGGUUUGAUUUCCGACUCUUUUCACAUGUUUUUCGAUAGCACUGCCAUUUUGGCUGGAUUGGCAGCAUCUGUUAUUUCAAAAUGGAGAGAUAAUGAUGCUUUCUCUUAUGGGUAUGUUAGAGCGGAGGUUCUGGCUGGCUUUGUCAAUGGCCUGUUUUUGAUCUUCACUGCUUUUUUUAUUUUCUCAGAAGGAGUUGAGAGAGCAUUAGCCCCUCCAGAUGUACAUCAUGAGAGACUGCUUCUUGUUUCAAUUCUUGGGUUUGUGGUAAACCUAGUAGGAAUAUUUGUUUUCAAGCAUGGAGGUCAUGGACAUUCUCAUGGCUCUGGCCAUGGACACAGUCAUUCUCUCUUUAAUGGUGCUCUGGAUCAGACGCAUGGCCAUGCAGAUCACUGCCAUAGUCAUGAAUUGAAACAUGGUGCUGCACAUAGCCAUGAUCAUGCUCAUGGACAUGGACACUUUCACUCUCAUGAUGGCCCCUCCUUAAAAGAAACAACAGGACCCAGUAGACAGAUUUUACAAGGUGUAUUUUUACACAUUCUAGCAGAUACACUUGGGAGUAUUGGUGUAAUUGCCUCUGCCAUCAUGAUGCAAAAUUUUGGUCUGAUGAUAGCAGAUCCUAUUUGUUCAAUCCUGAUAGCCAUGCUCAUAGUUAUAAGUGUUAUUCCUCUCUUAAGAGAGUCUGUUGGAAUAUUAAUGCAGAGAACUCCUCCGCUUUUGGAAAAUACUUUACCUCAGUGCUAUCAGAGGGUGCAGCAGUUGCAAGGAGUUUACAGUUUACAAGAACAGCAUUUUUGGACCUUAUGUUCUGAUGUUUAUGUUGGGACCUUGAAAUUAGUAGUAGCGCCUGAUGCUGAUGCCAGGUGGAUCUUAAGCCAAACGCAUAACAUUUUUACUCAGGCCGGAGUGAGACAGCUUUAUGUACAGAUUGACUUUGCGGCCAUGUAAUGAGUGAAAAGAAACUCUGCUUUUUGGGGGGACCUAAUUUUUCUGGUACUGUACAAUCCUAAACAUUGUACCUAGCUUUCUGAAAAGAGAAAUCGUCACUACAGCUCCCCAGCGCCGAGUAGACCAGGUGGAGUCCGCCGUUUGCGCUCUGCCGGGAGUUUACAGCCAAGCGGUCAGAAGCGAGAGGACCUCUCCUGGACGUCUGGGCUGGUCUUUGUGCUCUUCUCACCAAACCAUUUUGAUUUCUGAGGUUUCUACUUUGGUUCCAGGGUAUUGUUUUCUCGGUGUUGUUUCCUUUUUUUUUUUUUUUUCAUUUCAAAUGCCCUCACUCCCACCCCUCAUCCUAGCCAGUAAGAAAUUCAGACUGUGGGUCUCUAAUCAUCUGGAAUGUCUUCACUGAAGCUGCUGGAAACCACUGCUUUCAUUCCCACAAAACCAGUGUUAUUUUAAAAAAGAAAAAAAAAAGAAAUGGAAAUCUGUUUUAUAUGUAAUGUCACAAUUGUUGACGUUUUUCAAUAUAAUCAUAUGUUUGUGAAAUUGUUUGUACCUUGCAAACUUAUGAACCAAACCAUAUUGGGUUUUCAAAGUGCCUUUGUAUCAGAAAAUGUAUUUGCCAGCAUAGAAAUGUUCCAUCAAAGGUCAUGUGUAUUUUUUUUUAAUGGGUAUUCUGUAUUCUGUACAAAAUAAGACUCUUGUUAGUAACAUAUACAGAUGUCUUUUUGUGUACUUCAAGCAUAGGUUUAGAUACAGAAAAAUUUGCCUUUUAUUGCUCUCUCAUCAAAAAAUAAAAGGUGUUAUUUUGCUUUUUAAAUCAAAUUCAGUUAUUAAAUUAUUUUGUGGACUGUGUUUUCAAAACUUUGCAGAUGCUUCUGUUAUACAGACAGGUGUUUUGACUUAUGACAUCUGCUGAAUUUCAAAUUUCUAAAAAGCCACUGUGUCUAUGAUAAACUUUCCUGUAUCUCUUUGCUGUUUUUAAAGAUUCUCUUAAUGAAAGGGAAAAGCAUGUAGAGUGAAAGCAGAAAAGGUUGUGACAGUGUUAUUUUGCUUUUUCGUUUUUCAAAUGCCAAGUCCUAUGAUUUGUUUUCCUAUGCAAGCAUUGCAAAAAUACAGUUGCUUUCAGGAAUCCUAAAGUGGCAUUUUACUGAGUUUGAAGUAUUGAAGGUAUGGAGUAAAUGUGCUAAUGUAGAAUUCCUAACACAAGUAUCUUGAAAGUUCAUAAAUAAAUUGAUUUCUGGGUUCCUGUUUAUUUGAAAAAUAAAAUUGCAAUUUGAGAUAAGUGCUCGAAUACUCUACUUAAAUAUUCUCUGUGUUUUAUGAAGAAAUUGAUCUGCAUAGAUAUUUUCCAACUGUACUUUAUUUUCUCAUAAUGUACAUUCCUUUUUAACUGAAAGGGAAAAAUUUUAAAAAAAAUUUUGGUGGGGGGGGAUCCCUGCAGGAUGGAAAUGAAUGUUUAGAAUGAAGAUAAGUAAUAAGCACUUUUUCACUGAUGUGGCAGAAAUCACUGUUGGUUUUUUCUUAAGUUUCAGAGUACCUAUUUCCCUAUUUCUGACCUACAAUUUAUGAAAUAUACUGUAAACUACAGACUACUUGCUUCAUGCUUUUCUAAACCACUGCAGAUUGCCGUGAACUAUUGAUAGUCUCCUUUUUCUGCAGAUUUUGUAGUAUUUUCAAAGUAUUUUUACAUACUGCCAGGCAGUUCUGAAGCUAAAAAUUCCCGUCAACAGAAUACUUUUAAGUGAAACAAUUGUUAAGAUGUUUCAAGAGGGAAAUAUAAAAGGAAAUGUUCUGAUAACGGUACUGCUUUUUCACUGUAAGUAUAAGUAGUCACUUGGAAGUUUGCAUCCACUGCCAAGCCUGAGAUACUCUGUAGGUUUUGGCAUAUUGUGGAAAGUGACAGGUCUGCUUGAAGGCAGGGACUUCGAUGUGUGCCUUUAAAAACUAAUUAUGUGAAACUGUACUGAUACUUCGCAUACAGAGGUAAUAUUUGCAUUGGCCUGUAAAAUUUACCAGUGCACACUGAAGUUCCAGUUCUGCCUUUCACUGAGUCCUCCAUUCCAAGUGAGGUUUUCUGUCAAAAUAUGCAUCACUUUAACUUUUACACUCUCAGUACACAAGUGCAUGAGUGUGGUUUUUUAGGACAUUUGACCAAGAUGAAACUCUUUAUUUUGCACCUGUUAUAAGAGAUCUCCAAUUCAUAUCAUUUACCAGGUUGGCAUUAACAUUUAUGAUUUAAUUAAAUGUUCUUAAACCUGCGUGUACAACAGGAAAGCAAUUUUUUUUCUCACUCUUAGGAAAUACUUUUGUCUUCUCAGUGUUCUUGGCACAGAUGUACUGCUAAAGUAGAUAAUUUCACUGAGAAAUACUACUUGAUUAUUCUCAUAAAAUACAUUUAGAAUGUCUCUAUUGGGGAUUCUAAUGUUGGGCUAAUUUGGGGGGAAAACAUCUGGGAUAUAAUUUUGCUAAUAUUUUAAGAACCAAAAUAUAGUCAGGAGAACAAAUUUGUAUUGCUCAGGGAAUGUUUACCUUGCCAAGUAAACUUCCCCAAAUGGAAAUAUACCUAGACUAGUUUUGUGUUUUUACAUCUGAGAACACAUUGAUGGAGAUGAAGGCCUUAACCUAUUCACAGCUCCCUUAUUUUGCUGGCUCUUGUGUGCUUUGUUGAAAGACAGUAUCUAGUUUAUCUGUAGCUCAGUGUUCCUCAUACGUCCCCACAGCCUCUUCUGCAGAGACAUGAGGAAGUGGAAACAGAUGUAACUGGCAUUUCCCUUAUACCUGGAAUGCUCCAGCAUUCUUCAAAGCCUGUUUGUAUACACCAGUGGCCAAAAUACUGUGACUUUUGUGCACCUUUGUUAAACAGCCAAAUCACUGACUCCAGAUGCAGUUGAUCAGAGUUCUAAUAUUUUUUUUAACCUCCUACGGAAUAAUCAAUAUGGUAGCAUCCUCUAACAUAAUUCUGGGGCUUAAGAAUAAAAAUAAUUCAUCGCUGAACAUAGAAUUUUAGACUUUUACAUCCAAGGAGACUGUCUGUAGAAGCAGUCUUGUUCUACCUCUCGUUUUGCAGAUGAGAAAACGGAAGCCCAGAAAUGCUGUCAUUUGCUCAAGGUCACAGAGAUAAUUAUAGUGGCAAAGUCAAGACAAGAAUCCAGGUUUUCUGACUCCAAGUCAAGAGUUCUUUCUACUCUUCUGUACUGUGUCUCCAGUGUAAUAAUAUUUGCCUUUAUGUAAAUGUGAUGAAGAAGCAUUUUUAAAUAAAAAGACAUCUGACCUCCAUUUUUGGUACAUUAAGGCACUUUAUAAAUGGAGUUUUACUGUAUUAUUUUUCAUAGCUAAUUAUGAGGUUUAGAAUAUUAUUUCCAUAGUAUUCUUUAUGAAAGAUAUAAUUAAUUUUUUACUCUUUUUUACUUUUCUACUCUUGUGUAACCAGUUCCUGAUUUUUUUGUUUUUUAAUAGUGACAUCUCUGCAUUGGAUACUUUUAACUUGUGAGUAAAUUUUUCUGUUUAUUGCCCAAGACUAAAUCCAAUUUAAGGCCUGCUUAGUUUAUUUUGAUUAUGUUCUGUGAAUUGAUACUUUUUAGAAACAAAGCUAAUUCACAGGUCAUAUCAGUUCAUUCUUGUUACUUUAAGUUUUCAGUCACUGGAGGGAUCUUGAAUUCUUAACAUUAUUCUCAGAGCCACACAAAAUUGGGCAUUAAAUAUUGUAUAGAACAAAACAAAAAUUUCAACAGGGUAGAAUUUUGAAGUCUUACAGAGAAUCCCAAAUGUUAAAUUGCAACUUUCAACUCUUCAUUAAAAGCAUUACCUUGAGAAAGUUAAACUUUGUUUUUCUUUUUGUCACUGUCUUGAAAACAAAUUAUUUUCCAAUUCACAAGAACUUUGGCAAAAAAAAAAAAAGAUUUUAUUCUUCAAAGAACAUUCAAUAAAAGUUUUAUUCAGAGAAGAAGAUUGUUUGAAGACAUGAUCCCCCAAAAGUCUUCAUGAUCUAGAUCUCUACCACAGAAUCAAGACAAUGAAAAAUUAUGUAUUAAAAAAAUAUUUGCAGAUAUAGUUUUAUUUAGUAUAAAUCAAUGUGUCUUUGAUGAGGGUGUCUUUGGUUUAUGUUUAACCAUUUCCUAACUACAAAUUAUACAGAAAGAACACCCUUUUAUUAAGUAUUUAUGUAUCAGGCUCUUUGGCCUUUUUCAUGUUAUCACAUGUAAAAUCCUUACAUUUUCAUUUAAAAAAAAAGAAUAUUGCAUGAUAUUGAUUGAUAGACUUUUUUCAAAUAUAUUUUAUCUUCUGAUUCUCCUAAUAUGCUUAUGAGGAAGAAAUUCAUGACUCCAUUUUACAGAUGAGGAAGCUGUUUUGAGAGAAUGUAAAUGAACUGACGGGAAUGGCCAGUAGUAGAGCACUGAUUCCAGAUCAAGUACUUUUUGGUGACAACUACUCUGUUUUUUGUAUGUCAUUCUGUAGUGAUUUAAAGAUCCAGGAAGUUAUAUCAGAUUUAAAUACACUCUCCUAUAAAAUUAUGAGGCUUCCCAGGUGGCUCAGUGGUAAAAAAUCUGCCUGCCAAGCAAGAGAUGCAGGUUUGAUCCCUCGGUUGGGAAAUUCCCUUUGGAAGGAACUGGCAACCCACUCCAGCAUUUUUGCCUGGGUAAUCGCAUGGAGAGAGGAGCCUGGUGGGUUACAGACCAUGGGGCCGCAGAGUUGGACACGACUGAGCGACUAAGCACAGCACAUAACGUUUGUUUAGACUCAGUCCUUUGGAUCCUCUCCUACGCUCACUACCUUUGCCAUUUAACUUAAACUCUGCAGACUAAAAUGAACAAUCAGAGCUCCUUUAAGCACUUUUAAGAUCAUUUUUUCGAAAAAUGUAAAAUGUUUUCUUGACAUAGAGUUAACUGCUUAAAAGAGACUGACUCAAGUGUCAGCACCAGUGUGAGUGAAGAGAAACACCUCCUGGCCAAGAGACAUUAAAUUAAUGGGUAGGAAGUUGUCUUCUAAGAAGUACAGAUGAUUUUGCACUUCAUGAGAGGGAUGUGUAUAAUUUGAUUUACAUUACAUUUUAUAGACUUUAUAGCUCUUCAAAAGGAAGAAAUAUAUUUCAUAAUUAGUGUUAAUCUAUGCUUAAACUUAAUAUUUAACUGUGAACUCUUCCCAUGGCUUUGGAAAGUUUAAUAUUUGUAACUUUGAUCAUGGUAGAAAGUCUGUAAAAAAAGAAUGUCUUUGUCUCAUACAUCCUAUUACCACCAAAUUUAGCAUGAAUUUACACUUACAUGCUCAGUAAAUGUUUGGUUAACCACUGAGUAACUAUUGUAGUCAGCAGUGGAUACACAAGUAAGGUAAAACCAGUAAUUUACUAUUUAUUACAGAAGACAUCUUAGCUUUUCUUUGGCAUUUUUGCACAGAUAAGUGACUUUAUAUUCACUAUGGCCAUUUUUUUUUAAAAAGUCACCCUGUAAGCUACUCCUUCAUUUUAAUAGAGGAACAGUGGGAAUAUAGAGAUGUUUUCCAUUUUGCACGCUGUGUUUGGACAGCAAUUUGGUAGAACUGGGACAGUGGAACCUGGAUCACCUGAGUUUUUAUAUUUUGUGUAUUUUGAAUGAGAAACCACAGUCUCUCUUUUUGUAGGAAAUUGCCAUAUUCCUAUUAUCCAAUACUUUAAGGGCCUGUGUAUAACAUUCUAUUUCAUUUAUCCCAGAUGCAUUUUCAUCCAAAACUCUUUCAAAGGUCUAUCUUGAAAUCAACACUACAUGUAUUCAUUGAUUUAAAUAUUCCUAAGGUAGUUUAUAUCUUCUCUUUUUUCCCCUCUAAAUACUAAAUUUUAGUAGACUUUCUAUUUCUUAUUUUCUGUCUCUUUUCAUUACUGCUGCCAAUGCAAAACUUCUCUUUCACUGGCAAAAAAAAAAAUCUUUGUUUUGAAUGUUAGUAUUUGAAUUUUAUGUAUCAUAUGUCAAUUACACUCAGUAUUCCAUUUUGAACUAGACAUAUCCUGUCAAGAGCUUGUCAUGUAGUCUCAUCACUUCCUCUAACAGUAACAAAUUGAGUGAUAUAUCUGCCUAAGUGAUAUUUUGCCCCAACAUUUGUGAGUCUGAUCAACAAACAGAAUGAGUCUUCUGUAUCAGAAAUACUGUGAGUGAAAAGCUGCCAAACCCCUUCUUGGUAUAGUUUAAAUACCCCUGCAACACUUUACCCCCCUGUCUUUAAUGGUUUAAACAUAUGGCCACGUUUGAUUUGGGUUUGAUUUCUUUGGUGAAGAGUACACCAUCAAAACUUUUCUAAAUAAACAUUUGAGCACAAGGCUAGGUUGGAAUGUCAAAGACUAUAUUGUAAUUGGUUUGAAUAUACUAGAGUGAGCAAUUAUGAUUUGCCUAAGAACAACAUAAAUUCCAAAUGUGUAUUUCACUUUUUUCUACUUGAAGACAUUCAUGUAUUUUGUUUAACCUCAGAUGUAUUUAAAAAGAAUAAUAAGUGAUUGUUAUCAAAAUUCUUCCAAUAAAAUUUCUGUUAAAAAGUU
This is a messenger RNA of Odocoileus virginianus texanus, 7795 nucleotides long. It is a transcript of the gene SLC30A7, whose product is annotated as solute carrier family 30 member 7. The record is from RefSeq and is a predicted model, not a curated record. Gene Ontology annotation, biological process: zinc ion import into Golgi lumen; intracellular zinc ion homeostasis. Gene Ontology annotation, molecular function: zinc ion transmembrane transporter activity. NCBI's taxonomy places the organism in Eukaryota, Metazoa, Chordata, Mammalia, Artiodactyla, Cervidae. Gene Ontology annotation, cellular component: membrane; Golgi apparatus; cytoplasmic vesicle.